AUGAGGGUCCCGCUGCGCUCCGCGCUGGUUUACGCCCUCGUCCUGCUCCGCCUGGGCUGCGCACACACCCGGGCACCCACCUGGGCACCGACAUGGGCAACCCCCCGCGCCCCUCCGCGAUGUCCCGCGCUGAUGCUGCAGCUGCUCCGCGACCCCCCCGCCCCGCUCCGCGCCGUCGCCGCCGCUGCCUUCAGCAUCUCCCCGCACGUCUCCCUGCAGAACGGCUCCCGCUGGACGCUGGCCUUCGACAUGUCCUCCCUGUCCAGCAGCCAGGACGUGAGCCUUGCCCAGAUCCGUCUCCACCUGCCCGACGUCUCCCCCUCUCAACACAUGUCCCUCGACAUCUACCACAGCCAGCGGCAGAGCUGCCCGGACGACGACGAGACCUGUGCCCCGCAGCUCUUCCUGGGCACCGUGGCUGGCAGACCCACUUCCAUCCAGAAAUCCUGGAAAAUCUUUGAGGUCACCAACGUGCUCCGGACCUGGCUCCACCAAGCCGUGCUCCCUGGGCUCCAUCAUCCCACGGGAGGGGAGGGGAGCGAAUCUGCUGCCCCGGCCACCACCACCACGCCCUCCCCCACCACCAGUGACGCUGGCCCCGAGGAGCCCCUGGACGGGACGAACAGAGUCCUGCUGCUCGUCUUCUCCAAGGACAAGUCUCCAGAAGACCACAGCCUGAUCAAGACAGCAGAGACCUCCAAGCACGUCAUGCGUGACUGCUCCCCGGCCACCGGGGCUCGCCGGCACCGCAGGAACAGGAAGGAGAAGCAGAGGAUCAGAGUGAGCAAUGCCACCGGUGGCAGCGCGGGGGAGGAGGGCAGGCCCCUGUGCAGGAGGGUGGACAUGAUGGUGGACUUCCAGAAGACCGGCUGGGACAGCUGGAUCGUCCACCCCAAGAAGUACAACGCCUACCGGUGCGAGGGGCGGUGCCCGUCGCCCGUGGACGAGACCUUCAAGCCCACCAACCACGCCUACAUACAGAGUCUGCUGCAGCUCUACAAGCCCAACCACGUGCCCUGCCCUGUCUGCUCCCCGGUCAGGAUGAGUCCCCUCUCCAUGCUCUACUUGGAGAAGGGGAAAGCGGUCAUCCGGCACCACGAGGACAUGGUCAUCGAGGAGUGUGGCUGCAACUGA
This is a messenger RNA of Dryobates pubescens (Downy woodpecker), 1134 nucleotides long. Its product is annotated as nodal homolog. The record is from RefSeq and is a predicted model, not a curated record. The transcript is spliced from 3 exons. Gene Ontology annotation, molecular function: type I activin receptor binding; growth factor activity; cytokine activity. The coding region runs from base 1 to 1134 and encodes 377 amino acids. Gene Ontology annotation, biological process: BMP signaling pathway; SMAD protein signal transduction. Lineage: Eukaryota; Metazoa; Chordata; Aves; Piciformes; Picidae. Gene Ontology annotation, cellular component: extracellular region.